AUGGACGCCGCACCGCGGCCUCCAGCUACAGGCAAGAGGAAGCAGAGUAGCCUCCUGGCGUUCUUCCCGGCUGCCUCUACCGCACCUUCCCCCUCUGCCGCAGCGCCAAAGAAGAGCAAAACGACCCGCGAGCCUGCACUCAGAUUUGUGAGGGAGCACGGGUGGAAGAAGGUCAAGCAGGAGACGAGCUCAGAAGUGGACGGGUGCGUAGUGUACGAGGAUGGUGAGGGCGGCCGACUGCGCUACUGGCCCGCCUUCCUGCCCAACGACGAGGCCACGCGGCUCUACGACCACCUCCGAACCUCCACCGCGUGGAGCCAAGGCCAUGGCCGCACCGCCACCUCAUCGCCCACCGCCUCGGCCACCGCCUCGCCUACCACAGCUGAGUCACCAGGCCCGUCCUACGUGAACGCACAGGGUGCCAGGGUCAGCACGCCACGCAUGCAGAAGCACUACGGCCGGGGCAUAGCCGGCGGGUCCAAGUUCCGGUGCGGCUAUCGCGAGUGGCCGGCCGACGUGUGGGCGCUCAAGGCGCGUGUCGAGACCGCCGCCGACCGGUCGUUCAACUUCGUCCUCCUCAACUUCUACCGCGACCAAGACGACUACAUGUCCCCGCACACCGACGCCGGCCAGUUUCUGGGCUCCAAUCCUGCGAUAGGGUCGCUGUCGCUGGGCGCGGCGCGGCGCUUUGUGCUGCACUACGCCGAUCGCACGGCGAAGCCCGCGGUGCCGCGAUUCGAGCUGCCGCUCGCGCACGGUAGCCUGCUGGUCAUGGCGGGCUCCACCCAGCACCGGUGGCUCCACAGCGUGCCCAAGCAGCGAGCCCUCGCCGCCGGCCGCAUCAACCUCACCUUCCGCUUCGUUCUGGACGCCUUUGGCGACGAUGAUCGUGGAAUUGCGUCACAGUGA
Acanthamoeba castellanii str. Neff is the source of this 909-nucleotide messenger RNA. Its product is annotated as alkylated DNA repair protein. The record is from RefSeq and is a predicted model, not a curated record. Gene Ontology annotation, cellular component: nucleus. Gene Ontology annotation, biological process: DNA repair; DNA alkylation repair. Bases 1 to 909 code for a protein of 302 amino acids. Gene Ontology annotation, molecular function: dioxygenase activity. The transcript is spliced from 4 exons. NCBI's taxonomy places the organism in Eukaryota, Discosea, Longamoebia, Acanthamoebidae.